Molecule: messenger RNA, 729 nt
Organism: Macadamia integrifolia
Lineage: Eukaryota; Viridiplantae; Streptophyta; Magnoliopsida; Proteales; Proteaceae
Product: disease resistance protein RUN1-like
Exons: 2
Coding region: 1-729 (242 amino acids)
Molecular function (GO): protein binding
Source: RefSeq, a predicted model, not a curated record
AUGCCUAAUAAUUUUGAUAUGAGGAACCUUGUUAUUCUUUACAUGCCAUGUAGCAAACUCAAAGAAGUUUGGAAGGGAACUAAGUAUCCCACAAAGUUGAAGGAACUCAAUCUUAGUUAUUCAGAGCACCUAACCUGUACGCCUGACUUCACAGGGCUCCUGAAUCUUGAGAAACUGAUUCUCAUUGGUUGUAAAAGUUUGGUUGAAGUCCAUGAAAAUAUUGAUCGACUUAAGAAACUUGUGUGGUUGGAUCUAAGUGGUUGCCACAGUCUCAAGAAUCUUCCGAGCAGUUUAAGUAAAUUGCCAUCUCUUAAAAUACUUGAUAUUUCUUACUGGCAAGAAAUUGGAAAAUUGCCGAUGGGAAUGAGGAAAUUGAUUUCUUCUAAUGGUUUAUGCUUCUUAAAGGAAGUGAUUUUGAAAGGAUGCAAUCUAAUAGAUAAUGAUAUACCUGAUGAGUUUUGGUUGUUCUACUAUUUGAAAUCACUGAAUCUUGGGAAGAACUAUUUUGAGAGCCUUCCAUCUAGCAUUGGCCAACUUUCACAACUUCAAAAUUUGGAUGUGAGGGAUUGCAAGAGACUCAAAUUGCUCCCAAUGCUUCCAUCAAGUUUGCAUUCUCUUGAUGCAUCAUUUUGCUUCAAGUUGGAAAGGUUACCAAAUUUGUCAAAAUUAAAGCAACUAACAAUGCUACAUCUUUCAUGUUGUGAAAAGCUGACUGAAAUGAGGGCUUAG